UUCAACGUGUUGUAUCGUGCUGUUUGGACGUGCACAUGGACUCCGCAGUGGUUUUAAUCUUCAAUGCCGCCUUUUAAACUCAUUAACAGCUUCCGGGGCUCGAGAGACACAGUGCAAGAUGGGGAAACGAGCUGGAGCCACAAAAGAAAAGCCGUCAACGUCUAUGAACCAAGUAGAACCCUCCAAAAAAAAGUCGGCUAAAGCUGGGGAACAAAGCAAAGGUGACAGUAGUGAAUUAAAUCACAACUACUACAGGUGGUUACAGUCGGCUCUUAAUUCAGCCGUGGGGGAACACCGAUGGGAAGAUGCCUUUAAACUGCUGCCGUGUCUCAUUCUGCAGCGGUGUUAUAAUGUAUCUUCAGAUUUCCUGUGGAGGAUGAUGAGCAUAAUUACCAAAAAUGCUAAGGAAAUCCCUGAUGGUAUGAGAAAAAGCUUGAGUCGAGACUUUUUCCUGUUACCUACAAAAACAAUUAUUGUUGUACUCGACACUUUGGCAGAAGAACUUGAGACUGCAACAGAUGAAAGAAUUGAUGAAAUCCUGCAGAUGUUGGAAGAUUUCAAGAACAACAGAAGUUCAGAAAAGUGGGCAGUUGGGAGUAAGGAUGUUCGCUUGACUGCGUUGAUUGACGCUUACAGAGGCCUUGUGCUUUAUUCUCGCUGGAAAAAUUGCACUUACGCCAAUCAAGACUCCUCUACAGUGCAAGAUAAAAGUGCAGCCAUUUCAGAAGAUUUUUCAGAUGAAGAGAAUGAAGAGGGAAGCAAAGACACCAACAAAAGAUUGGUUACCGAAGCACAUUCAGCACUGAGGAGAGCUUUAUGUAAUCUUGCCGAGCCAGUAGAGUGGAUCAUAGUACCUUACUUGGACUUGGAGAAUGAACUGCGUGGUCCGGAGUCGGCACUCUCCGUACUUCAGGAUUAUGUCAGCAAGAACCUUCAACAUUUACCAGCUCAACACUUAGUUUAUAAUUUUCUAAGAACUUUUGUGCCUAACAGUGAUGAGACUCAGAUGUCUGCACUGAAGGAGAUAACCAGAGUUUGCCCAGAACACCCUCUUGCGUUGGAAUACGUGAAUAGACUUCUGGUCGAAGCUUGUGAUGAACAAGUAUGGAAGCGAACGGAAACAGCCGUUGAUAGUGAUGAGAUAGAGAGCAAGGUGUCUGGGAAUGAGAGCAGUGAUGCAGAGACAGAAUCACAAAGUUGUGGCUUGAAAUCAGAUAUACAAGUGGAAUCACUGGUAAGGGCUCUGAACCUUUUGACAAACUUGCUUGAGUACAAAGAGUGGCGGUGGAAACUGCAACCAUGGCAGACUCUCACACACCUUCUACGUAAAUUUUAUUCAUCCUGGAUAAGAUGCUGGAAGUGUCAAUAUUGCCGUAAAAGUCGAAAAUCAGUGAGACAAGUUUCUAAAAGAGUAACACCUUUGUGGAAAUAUUAUGUUUGGGUGACUGUUCCCGUCUCCCUUCACCCAGAAAAAGCACAGGUCAUCUUUCACCAUGUGUAUUCUGCCCAUGUAUUUUGUUACAAUCAAAUUUAUGUUCUUGAUGCCAUAGCAACUCUCAAGAAAGCCAACUACAAAGUGUUAUCUAAAGAAUUGAAGGAGUCAUUAUAUCAACAAAAACCUUAUUUAGAAAAGUUCUUGGCUUACAGUCUGAAGAAAUCAGAAUUUCAGACAUCUCUUGGCAGUGUGGAGGUCAGCUCUCCAACAAAAACGGAAGAAAAAGAAGUGGAGGUCAGCUCUCCAGCGAAAACGGGAGAAAAGGAAGCCAGCACACGGAAGAGAAAGGCCAAGAAGAAAGCAUUAUAUGAUGUGCAACUUUCUGAAGAUAAACUGCAACCCACAGUAAAGACAGGUAAAGACAAUAAGAAGAGUCAACAGAAAGGACACUCCGGGGAACCUGCAGAACUCAGUGGUGUGAAGGAGAAAAAAUCUACCAUUGCCAGCAAAGUAACACCUCUCACUACUCCACUUACAAGGAAUACGAAGCCUAUUCGUAAUCGUAAGCUAUCCUUAGAUGAAGAAGAAAGAGAAACUAGUUUCUUGAGCUCUGACAUCUCAUUUCACGAAGAUUUUCUUUUAACCAGUACUCAGGUAAGACCUGGAAAUAAACAGAUAUUAGAUAAUUCACUCGGAGAAAGUCCUGCAUUGCAACCAACCCUUAAGGAGAGAGACAUGUUACGGGGGAAGGAGAAAAAUAAACUGAAGUUGUUAAAGGCAAAAGAGAAACACAGAACUGUAGAAGAAAAACAGAAGGACUUUGAUAUAAGUAGUGAAGAUCCUGAUGAUUGUGUUAAGGAAGAAAGGUCUGAUUUGAAUAAUGACACUGCAGUUUCUAAGUUGAAUUGUUCUUCUGCUGAGGAGUAUGUUACUGUCAAUGAAGUCACUGAAGAAGCAACAAAUAUAACUUGUAAUUCUAAUGCAAAAAACUCAACUACAUUUAAGAGGAAAAGUAUCAGUUCCUCACUGAACACAACAUAUACUUUAGAAAGUUCCAUGACAAGUAUGGCUAGUAAAAGUGAAUUCAGUUUGCAAGUAAAAACCCCAUGUAGAAAUAAGAAAAGUUCUACAGAUGUAUCCAGUACUAACAUUGUUGAAGAGACACAGGAAAAGACAGCAGAGUGUUCAAGUUCAGAGCCUGAGGAUCACUUACCUUGUGGUCAAAGGCCAAGAGAGAACAGGUCCAGCGGAUACAAAGGUGGGAGUUCCGAAGGACAGAAUGAAAGUCCUCUGGUCAAUGAAGGAAAUGAUAGUGUAUAUUUUUGUUAUACUGCCCUCCCAACACACAUUAACCCUGAUGAAUUUGUGAUGGACAGCCAGACUGCUUCUGAGCAAAACAACUGUCUUGUUGAGGAAACUUUAACUGAAACAAACAGCAAUCCACUUGAUAUCUGUGAAGGGAAAUGCGUAAUUCAAGAAACCCAAAGCCAAGAAACAUACUCCCAUUCUCUUGUAGGAUCAACAUCAGAGGUAACAGAUGUAACUAAUGCAAACGGGUGGGGCCUAAGUGCUGGAAAGAAUUAUUUUAAAGUGGAAUGUGAGGAUACUGGCACACAAGAUAGUGAAGACAGUGUCCCUUUCUCCCUGACUCAGGGACAGCAGGAACCCAUGCCUUUCAGCCAAAAUGCCCAAGAGCUUGUUUCCUCAGCAGAUGUUACAGAUACCACAGACUUCACAUUUUGUAAAACUGAACUAAAAUCGCCAUUUUCAGAAAAAGAAUAUAAAGACUUUGAGGUACAGUAUGAGGAUAUUGAACAAGAGCCGGCCUCUCCAAGUACAUUAGAAGUAGGUAAUCCUGUAAAACAAGAAUCUGUUACAGUUGGCAAUCCUACAUCUAUUGUUCAGGGUGCUGUAGUCGAGUUUAGUGACAUUGACAAUGACAAGUUUGCGUCUCCUAAAUGUGCUGUGCAGGAAAUUAUUCAUUCAAAUUGUCUUGAUACACCCACAGCAGUGUCUUCUCAUGAGGAAACUAGUGACAGUGAAGAAGCAAUAGGGCCAAGUCAAGAAUUAGUUGUAACUAGUCCACCAAAUUUUAAAAGCUUUAAUAAAUCAAGUCGAAGUUGUGGCAGUGCAUCAGGUGGCAGUUUUGUGUCUAAUACAAGUGGUGAAAGUGAGCAAGAGCAGACAUCUCUUAGUAUAUAUAGUUCACUAACAGCUCUGCAAGACUAUUCAGGCACUUGUGCACAAUCAGAACAAAUGUGCAAAAAAAAUAAAGAAAAGGAGACUUUAGAGGUACUACCAUUAAAUGCAUCAAAAGGCUCAAUACAGGAAGAAAUGGAAUAUGCAUCACUGGCUUGCAAGGAGAAUAAGGGAAGCGGUCAUGGUAAAGGAUUGAGUGAUAUGCAUCCUUCGCUGACCCAAAAACAAAGAGAGAAUGUUACAGUUCAUAAUAUGAGCACUGUAUCUAACAUCACAUUGGUGGCCAACAAUAAAGAACAUGAAAUACUAGAUGCUAUAUGUGAAAGACCUGCAAAAAGUGAACAGCUUUCAGAUGCAUCAUUUGUCACUGCAGAAUCUGCAGGAGACAGAUUGUCCAGUGAAUCUCUUCUGAGUGUUGAUGCAAAUGAAGAUUCUGAAUCACCGGGAUGGAAGAAGACCAGCAUACAGAGUUCCAAUACUUCCAAAUUACGGAAAGAUAUUAGUAAUUCAGAUCUGUUACCAGAAAAUUCCUCUGUGGCAGGAACCACAGCAGUUCUGGACAUAAGUGAGCAGAAUGCCAAGAAAAAUAAAGAUAAAGACAAAACCACAGAAAAUGGUGAUGCAUCUACAACAGUUGUUGCACACAAAAAUCAAAGGAUGGACUCGGUGACAAGUGAGGUAGGAAAUACAGAUGUUGAUUCAUUUGCAACAGCUCUCGAUGAAAGUCAGAAAGGUAAUCAUGGUAAGCAAAGGAAAAAAGCUGGUGCAUUGGAAGGUUUGAAAGAUGCAGAUAGUGAGUUAGUUAUAAAAGGUGUAGAAAUAUUCAAAUCUAAAAAGAAGAAAAAGGAAAAGAAAGCAGAAAUCACAAUAUCACCAUCAGUGCAGGUAGAUGACAUUCCAAAUUCAGAUGGAGUUGAUGGUAGUGCGUAUGAAACAUCAAAGAAAAGCAAACAAAGAAAGGAAAAAAAGAGGAAAGAAAGGUCAGUAGAUAAAGACAGUGAAAAGACAGAGGAAACAAACUUGGUGUCCCACAGCUCCAAAUCAAAGAACAAACAUAAAAGUGACAUAAGAGAGACUGAGAAUGAAGAAACCUGUGAUCAGUAUUGGAUAGAUUUAUGUAGUGACCUUCCUUUCCCAGACCUUGGAAAUGAGAAUGGUGUCCUUGUUUCAGAGACCAGUUCUUCAAAGUCAAAGUCCCAUAGCAAAAAAACAAAAAAUGCAUCCUCAAAGGCUUCUAUACUGAAGUGCUCGUUAAUAGAUUCUGAACUGGAAAUUCCUGAUCUUGACAGUCUGGUAUCUAAAGAAUCUAUCAAGGAAAGAAUAGAUGGGAGUAAGAGCUCUAAGAAGAAGAAAAAGGAACAGAAAGAAAGGGAUGACUCAGAGGAUCAAAAGAAUAGAAAAAAGUUCCCUGAAAUUGAAGAAGAAACCAGGGAAAUUAAAAGUCUAGAUGUCUCUGAAGACCAAGAAAAGAAAAGAUCCAAAAAGAAGAAACUUCAAAUGCAUCCUGUUCAAGAAAUGCCUGAGGUUGAUGAUCUUGAUAUUGUAGUUGAUAAAAAACACAAAUCCACCAACAAUAUGGGACAAAAAGUUGAUGAUGGCUUGUCACUUCCCAUAAAACGAGAAAAGAAAAAGCACAAAAAGGAAAAAGAUAACUUCAUUACAUGUGAUCUGUUACCCUUCCCUGAUAUUGAAAUUGAAGGGUGCUCCAUCUCGAGAGCAGAAAAUGAGACAUGUAUUACUAAAUCUGAGGAAGGAAUUGUCUCACAGAAAAAGAAAAGAAAAAAUAAAGAUAUUGACAGCAAUUUACUUAACACAAAGAGUAAAAAGAAAAAGUCAAAACAUCAAGUAGGGGACAUGUCUUUGGAAACAAGUACCAACAAAGACAUUAAAAUGUGCAAUGGAAAUGCAACUGUCAUAGCAACACUAGAUGUUCCUCAGGUAAAUGGUCACCAUGACUGCUCAGACUUGGUCAAAAAGAAAAAAAACAAGAAGAAUAAAUCUAAAGCAACAGUAAAUGAAUUGCCGACAGGUGUUGAUGGCGAAAGUGUUUUAGACCUUGAAAAUGAAAAUGAUGAACAUGCAAAAAGGGACACAGAAAAGAAAAACAAAAAAAGACAGAGAGAGGAUGUUACAAGUGAGAAUAAAGGAAAAAGCAAUCCGGAAAACACCAAGAAAACGGAACAUUAUACACCAGCAGAAAAUGGAGGUGAAAGUCCGAAGAAAAGAAUGAAAAGAGAUAAGGACGCAUCUCUCAGUAAAAAGGAAGAGCAGAAAGAAAGUACUUCCAAAAAUAAAGUCCAGGGGGAAGUGAGAAAAACGAACAAUAAAAAAGGUUAUAUGACCCCACCAUGGAACAAACCUGUGAAACUACAUGCCAAAUUCCACAGACUUUAUACUGAAAAUGAUGAUCUUUUAUAAAAUGUCUUCCUGCUUUUUCUUGCUCUCCCUCUUCCUCCAUUUCUUCAUUCUUCUCCUUCAACAAGUGAUUUAUGUGAUACUUAGAUUUUACAUGUUACCAGAUGACCUUAUAAUGUAUAGAGAUGAUUACCCCUACAUGCCUGUUAACAUGUUAUUAAGCAUUUGUCAGUAUGUAGAAUUUGUACCUCAUUUCAAGUGAUUGUUGAAUUGAUGAUAACUAUUUAGAAGUUUUAAAAUAAUUUCAUAAUUUUUUCUGUAUUGUUGUUGUUAGUCAAUCAAGUGUAUAUUUAAGUUUAGUAAGAGUGUUAUUCUCUAAGUAAACAUGCAUUCCUUUAUUAGACUGACUGUAAUCAACCUUUAAGUUAUUUAUCAAGAAUCAACAAUGAAAAGUAGGUUUCUGUUCAAUAAAGAUUUUAAAAUAAA
This is a messenger RNA of Penaeus vannamei (Pacific white shrimp), 6475 nucleotides long. RefSeq names its product uro-adherence factor A. The record is from RefSeq and is a predicted model, not a curated record. Lineage: Eukaryota; Metazoa; Arthropoda; Malacostraca; Decapoda; Penaeidae.